AUGACAGAACAUUGUGUGAAACUGCAGGACGAUGCCAUGAAGUAUAACAGAGGAACUGCAAAGCAUGAGGACUAUCAUUCAGAUAUAGAAAACAUGGAGGAGCGGCAGAGGUAUGAGCGGAUGGUCAACGAGCCUGUGCGGGCCAUGGAUCCGGAGCAACAGGAGAUGUCGGGCAGGAGGAAACCAGUAUUAAUCAGAUCAAAGACCUUUGACCACUCUCUGCUGACUCAGGUUCAGACAGAAUCAGACCCAAAGAUAGAGAGGAAGAAGUCUCACUACAGCCAGCUUUCAAAGAGCAACUGCCAGUAUCAUAAAAUAUUUAAGGAGAUCAGCAAAGAGGAACAGCUCAGACAGAGUUACACCUGCGCUCUGCAGAAAGACAUCCUCUACCAGGGACGCAUGUUUGUCUCUGACCACUGGAUCUGCUUCCACUCCAAGGUGUUUGGCAAAGACACAAAGAUCGCCAUCCCAGUGAUGUCCGUCACGCACUUCAAGAAGACCAAAACGGCCAUCCUGCUGCCAAACGCCCUGGUGAUCGCCACCGCUAACGACAGGUACCUCUUCGUGUCCUUCCUGUCCAGAGACAACACCUACAAGUUCUUGAUGUCCAUCUGCUUUCAUCUGGAGGAGAAGAGUCCAUGCAGCAGCCCCGUCCCCUGCUCAGCUGAGAACAGCUUCAGAGGUCAGAGGUCACCUCUGCAGCCUCGCUUCCCUCUGAAUUUUCCAGGUGACUUCUGUGAUCUGGACGUAGCAGUGAGACAGAGGAGGCAGGAGAUGGAGGAGAGCAGCAGCUCGGACUCCCAGACCCCCGACUACGACAAGAUAGCAGAGUUUCCUGUUCCUCCGUUUCUGGAUGUGGUGAAGCGCACAGACAGUGCAGCUCCUCCUGAACAUAAAGACUAUCAGCACAAAGUGAAGAACCAGCACCAGAACAAGCAGAGCCCAGACACCCAGCAGCACCACACACACCACACUGGCAAAGAGCUGGCGAUUGACAGCAGAACUGUGAAACCAGUGUCCCUCAACGCACUGCUGUUUGUCUACCUGCUACUAGUGUGUGUCCUGGUCUUGUCUUCCUGUUACCUGGCCUUUAAGAUUGUCGCGUUGGAGCAGAGACUGACGAAACUCGGCUCCAUCUCCGAGUUCACGCACCAGGAACAUGACUUUUUGCGGGGCAGUGACGUGAACACAGAGCUUUUCUCUGAACUACUGACCAUCAACCUGAUGAAGCUGGAGAAGGUGCAGAAGAACCUGCAGAGACUGCUGGACGAAGCUGCCUGA
Messenger RNA from Cottoperca gobio, 1281 nucleotides. RefSeq names its product GRAM domain containing 2B (gene gramd2b). Bases 1 to 1281 code for a protein of 426 amino acids. The record is from RefSeq and is a predicted model, not a curated record. NCBI's taxonomy places the organism in Eukaryota, Metazoa, Chordata, Actinopteri, Perciformes, Bovichtidae. Gene Ontology annotation, cellular component: cytoplasmic microtubule. The transcript is spliced from 14 exons.